UGUCUGAAUUGGGUCUCUAUUUAUAGGCUUUGUGUCGUUGGAUUGCAAGAACAAGAGCCUCAAUCUCUCCCCUUUUCUCUCAACUUCUCUUCAUAUAUUACUCCACAAACACCUCUUUCAUCUCUAAUCCACCACCAAUUUCCUCUCCGUUCUUUCAAUUCCUCGCCCCAUUUCUUCUUACCCAUAAAACAGCUUCUCAUGGCUAUCUCCAACAAAUUUCCUUGCCUUCUCUUCCUCUCCUCUCUUUUUGUCUCUGCCGCGCUUGGGGAUCUUGUUUGCGAGGAAUUGUCGGUGGAUGUGUGCGCAUUUUCAAUAGCUUCAUCGGGGAAGAGAUGUUUGUUGGAGACGGCAGAGACGAAAGAUGGGAAGAUUGAAUAUCAAUGCAGAACGUCUGAGGUGAUAGUGGAAUGGAUGGCGGAGUUCAUAGAGACAGAUAAAUGCAUCAAGGCUUGUGGGGUGGAUCGGAACUCGGUCGGAAUUGCCUCCGAUGCACUCCUCGAGCCACUCUUCACCGCCAAGCUUUGCUCCCCUGCCUGCUACCAGAAAUGCCCCAACAUUGUUGACCUUUACUUCAACAUGGCCGCAGGAGAGGGAGUGUUCUUGCCCGACCUUUGCACCAGACAACGCACAAACCCCCACCGUGCCAUGGCAGAACUGCUGAGCUCCAGUGCUGCUGCUGCUUCUGCUGCUGGCGGUCCAGUGUCAUCGGAAAAUACCCCUGGAUUCUUCCCCACAGCUGAUGCCCCAGCUCCGAUGUGAAGACGACGUUGAUUUAUUGUUUGGUUGGUGAUUGAUUGAUUGAUUGUAUCUUCAUUGUCAUUUUCCUAGAACAGCUGAGAGGAAAUAGAUGGGUGAUUUUCUUUGGAUUUCACAUUUACUUUCCAUACCAUUAUAUUGUAUACCUCUUUUUCCUUUGUUCUGCUUUUCAAUAUUCCCAUACACACACUUAGUUUUACUCUAUAUUUCUCCUUAAUAAAAGUAUUAUUGUUACCUUA
Molecule: messenger RNA, 995 nt
Organism: Cucurbita maxima (winter squash)
Lineage: Eukaryota; Viridiplantae; Streptophyta; Magnoliopsida; Cucurbitales; Cucurbitaceae
Exons: 3
Coding region: 199-759 (186 amino acids)
Source: RefSeq, a predicted model, not a curated record